This is a messenger RNA of Raphanus sativus (radish), 1642 nucleotides long. RefSeq names its product tRNA-specific adenosine deaminase TAD3-like. Gene Ontology annotation, cellular component: cytoplasm; nucleus. Gene Ontology annotation, biological process: tRNA wobble adenosine to inosine editing. NCBI's taxonomy places the organism in Eukaryota, Viridiplantae, Streptophyta, Magnoliopsida, Brassicales, Brassicaceae. The transcript has 10 exons. The record is from RefSeq and is a predicted model, not a curated record. Bases 178 to 1440 code for a protein of 420 amino acids. Gene Ontology annotation, molecular function: tRNA-specific adenosine-34 deaminase activity.
GAUGUCUUGUCCCGAGUGAUUAGAAUUUCCACGUAUUUAUUAUUUUAAAUUAUUAGGCUUAAUCAAUGCAGGGGAGCAAAACGUCGCCGUUGCAAAGGUUCUCCGGUUCUCGUCUUCGGAGAACUCUCUCCCCCUCCCGCCGUCGCGUCUUAUAGGAUAAGGCUGAGAGGUUAAUGAAUGGAUUCAGCUGCGUGGGAAAUCAUACAUAUACCUGAUAAGCCUACAUACCCACCUGAGCAUCAGCCCACUUUGAGGGUGUAUGCGAGUGUAAUCAAACCCAAAUUUGCCAAUACCAUUGUGAGGCAGUUAUGUAAGAUUUCUCCUCUGGAAGAUCUUCGUCAUGUUAAAAGGGUGCGGAGGAAGAUUCUUUCAGAUCAUGGGGAACCUCAGUUGACUGUCAUCUUAUGUCUAGCACCUGAUCACAACGAUCAUUUUAACGAUAUGCCACCUGAUAUACAGAAACUCUUCGGUCCCUACGAGUUGAGUCCUUUUAUUACACAAGUAUGCAAAUAUGCUGCAGUAUCGAAAGAGGAGUGGGAAGAACAAUGUAAGAUAUGGCCAACUUCAUUUCAUCCUCCAACCUACAAUAUAGAUGGCAUUGGUGGAUUCAGUGAGGAAGACACACAAUCAAUCUGCAAGUUCAUGAGAGUUGUCAUUAAUUUGGUAGUAUCUACUCAUAAGCCUCUUGUAAAUGCUGCAGUGAUAGUUGAUCCUUCUGUUAGGCGGAUAAUAGCUAGCGAAACUGAUCAAGUAUAUGCUCCCUGCGACAACACUACUACAGAGACCAUUCCCUUCAGUGAAACAGGGGAAUCUAACCACUGUCAGAGUAUCAACAGAGAGGCUAACGCUAGUCCGGAGAUAUGCUUAAACGGCUUACUUGGAAAACUGAAUGCUUCAUCGUCUGCUGUUGCUUGUCUGAAUCCUUGGCAAUGGAGUUUGCAGCCACAUGAUGCUGAGAAAGGUAGCCAAUGGCACCCUCUAAGGCAUGCUUCUAUAGUUGCGAUUGAAUCAUCUGCUGCAAGAGAUAGAUAUUUGUUUCCCAAUUCAUCCGAGAGUUUUGCUGUGGAUCGUUCGCAACCUUCAAAUGCUGAUUCUCCAGCUAAGAAGCAGAAAACAAGCAGUAACAUUCCAGACGUUCCAAAUGACAGCAGAGAAGCAGCUCUUAGAGAUCCUUCAACGGAAAAGCCCUACCUCUGCACUGGCUAUGACAUUUUCUUGCUUUGGGAGCCUUGUCCUAUGUGUGCUAUGGCGCUUGUGCAUCAAAGAAUAAAACGAAUAUUCUAUGCUUUUCCAAACCCCACGGCAGGUGGUCUCGGCAGUGUUCUUAGACUUCAAGGAGAGAAGAGUUUAAAUCACCAUUAUGCAGUCUUCAGAGUUUUGUUGCCUGGUGAUGCCCAUAAUGCACUCGAAAUCAACGGUCUAAAACAUGUUAUAGCCUAGUCAUAACUGUAUCACAAGUUCUACACAGGGAAGGAAGCUGAUUCUCUUUGUUUUUGUUCUUUCCAAAAGCACCAAGAAUCUCAUCUAUUUAUAUAGACCAAAAUAAGUCUUGUCUGAAACUUCUUAUUGGUUAAAUGUGUUUAUCAUACAAGAAUGCAUGAGUUUUGUGAACCGUAUUAAAAUUGCUGUAAGUUCAUCUUAA